AUGUCGUUAGCCAGGGCCUAUAAGGAACAUCAAAAUAAGCAAACAAACAUUAUCAAGCCAGAAAGAGAACACUUGAAAUCAGAGACCAAACAUGCUGUCUCUUACGCUGUAGACUCUUUAUACGAUGCAGUCAACCUUCAAGUCUCAAAAGCCUUCCAGAUUCAACGUGAAUUGGAAGCAGAAUCAAAACGAUUAGAAGCUGCUGCCGUUGAAUUCUCAAAGCAAACACGGUUAUGGUUGGCACUGGUGAAUCAGUUCAACGAUGGGCUCAAGGAAUUGGGAGAUGUCCAGAACUGGUCUGGCAUUAUUGAAAAGGACGUUAGAUCCAUUGUGGGCACUAUGGAACGUGUGGCCGGAAUUGCUGAAGAGGAAGCGCUGGGAUCAUCUUCUGUAGAGCUUGUAGAGACUAAAGCUCUAACACCACGGAGUGUCUCAUGA
This is a messenger RNA of Synchytrium microbalum, 438 nucleotides long. RefSeq lists its product as uncharacterized. The record is from RefSeq and is a predicted model, not a curated record. Lineage: Eukaryota; Fungi; Chytridiomycota; Chytridiomycetes; Synchytriales; Synchytriaceae. Bases 1 to 438 code for a protein of 145 amino acids. The transcript has 4 exons. Gene Ontology annotation, biological process: endosomal transport. Gene Ontology annotation, cellular component: BLOC-1 complex.